AUGACUGAUAGCGACGCCAGAAGAAUGACUAAAAGAAAGCCACAUGAGCCUCGCAAGGAUAGAGAAUUUGAGGCAGGAAUGGCAAAAAGGGAAUUAUUUUUACUAUGA
Molecule: messenger RNA, 108 nt
Organism: Spirodela intermedia
Lineage: Eukaryota; Viridiplantae; Streptophyta; Magnoliopsida; Alismatales; Araceae
Source: the annotation of a GenBank genome assembly